UUAUCUAUCUCCCCUGUUCUCCUCCAUCUUCUAAACCUAAAACCCUAAACUAAAGUCUAAACCUAAAACCCUAAACUAAAGAAAGCAGCCGUCCUCCUCCUCUUGUCUAUCUCCCCUCUUCUCCUCCUCCAUCUUCUAAACCUAAAAUAAUAAACAGCCGACUGACAGAUCUUCUUUCUUUCAUUCUACGAUUCAUUCAGCAGGGAGGGAAGGUAAGGUAAGGUUCGGUUCAAUCAGCAGCAGGACAUGGGUAAACCUUCCAAAAAAUCCUUUAACAAGAAACCGGAAGACAAGCUUAAGACAUUUCAAAAACCAUCUAAAAAGUCAUUUAAGCCGCCUCCGAAAGUAAAUAACGCAUCGAAAGAUUCUUUAUCGAUUCAGCUUGAAGAUGAUGCCCCUGACUUCCCCAGAGGUGGACAGAGUUCGCUCAGUAGGGCAGAGGUUGAUAAAGUUCGCGCAGAUGUCGACAAAGAGUUUGAAAAAGAGAAUAUAGUUUUGAAGAAAACGAAGAAAGAUCGAAAGAAAAACUUGACUCGAUCAACUGACGAUGACUUGGGUUCGCUUUUUGCUGAUGGGAAUAGUGGGAAAAUACCUAGGUUUGCUAAUAAGAUCACUUUGAAGAAUGUUACUCCUGGAAUGAAGCUGUGGGGUGUAAUAUCCGAAGUGAACGAGAAAGAUCUCGUAGUUAGUCUUCCAGGAGGCCUUCGCGGUUUAGUUCGUGCUUCCGAAGCAAUAGAUCCUCUGUUACAUGAGGACAUGAAAGCGGGCACAGAAGGCGAUGUUCUUUCUGCUGUAUAUACGGUUGGUCAACUGGUUUCAUGCAUAGUACUUCAAGUAGACGGUGACAAGAAAGAAAAAGGGAUGCACCGGAUUUGGCUCUCUCUUCGUCUCGCUUUGUUGCAUAGUAGUUUCUCUUUGGACGUUCUUCAAGAAGGAAUGGUAAUUAGUGCAUACGUGAAAAGCAUUGAAGACCAUGGUUACAUGCUUCAUUUCGGAGUAACUUCAUUUACUGGUUUUAUGCAAAAAAGCAGCAAAGAUUCUAAGAUGGUUGUUGUUGGGAAACUUGUUCAAGGAGUUGUAAAGAGCAUUGAUAAAAUUCGUAAAGUUGUUAACCUUAGUUCCGAUUCUGAUGAGGUGGCCAAAUGUGUGACAAAGGAUCUUAAAGGCAUUCCGUUUAAUCUGCUUGUUCCUGGUAUGAUGGUUAACGCAAGCGUGCGCUCAACCCUCGAAAAUGGCAUCAUGCUUUCCUUUCUUACCUUCUUUACCGGAACUGUUGAUAUAUUUCAUUUGGGUAAAACUCUUCCCGGUUCAAAGUGGAAAGACGAGUACACUCAAAACAAGAAGGUCAAUGCUCGGAUUCUAUUCGUCGAUCCAUCAACCAGGGCUGUCGGUUUGACCCUGAAUCCCCACCUUGUUCAAAAUAACGCUCCCCCCUCACUUGUUAAAGUUGGAGAUAUAUUUGACGACUCAAAAGUGGUUCGAGUUGAUAAAGGAUUGGGACUGCUUUUGGAAAUCCCGUCUGCUCCUAUUCCAACUCCAGCAUAUGUUAAUGUGUCGGAUUUAUCUGACAAAGAGGUCAAAAAAUGGGAAAAAAGCUUCAAGGAAGGAAGCCUUGUUCGUGUGAGAGUUUCUGGUUUUCGGUCUCUGGAGGGUCUUGCCACUGGUGUUUUAAAGACUAGUGCAUUUGAGGGCUCGGUUUUUACUCACUCUGAUGUCAGACCGGGAAUGGUGGUCAAAGCUAAAGUUAUAAUCGUUGAUAGUUUUGGUGCGAUUGUGCAAUUUGCUAGUGGUGUGAAGGCGCUCUGCCCUCUUCGUCAUAUGUCAGAGUUUGAAAUUGUAAAACCUAGAAAGAAGUUUCAGGUUGGUGCAGAAUUAGUCUUCCGUGUGCUUGGUUGCAAGUCUAAAAGAAUUACUGUCACACACAAGAAGACACUUGUAAAGUCAAAGCUUACGGUUCUCAGUUCAUAUAACGACGCAACCGAAGGAUUAUCUACUCAUGGAUGGAUAACAAAAGUUGAACCUCAUGGUUGUUUUGUUCGGUUUUACAAUGGUGUGCAAGGAUUUGCUCCGAGAGCUGAGCUUGGACUAGAUCCAGGAUCCGAUGUGAGCUCAAUGUAUCACGUUGAGCAAGUUGUCAAGUGCAGAGUUACAAGUUCAGUUCCCGCUAUAAAGAGGAUCAGCCUUAGUUUCUUAGCCACUCCUGCAAGGACACCUGAAGAUUUUGAAGUCAAACUUGGGAGUCUUGUAUCGGGCACCGUUGAACGGGUAACUCCUAAUGCUAUAAUAGUUGAUGUUGGUAUUAAGGGUUACAACGGAAUCAUUACUCCGGAACAUCUGGCAGAUAACCAUGGGCUUGCUACUAUAAUGAAGUCGGUAUUGAAGCCGGGGUACAAGUUUGAAAAGCUCUUGGUUUUAGAUCUCGAGAACCACAACUUGAUUUUAACUGCCAAAUAUUCUAUUGUUAAUGCGGCUGAGCCACUGCCCGCUGAUGCCAGUCAGGUUCAUUCGCCUGCAGUGGUUCCUGGCUAUAUCUGUAAUAUCAUUGACACCGGUUGCUUUGUGCGCUUCAUCGGCCGCCUAACUGGUUUUGCUCCUAAAAACCGGGCUGUUGAUGACCACAGAGUUGAUCUUUCUGAAUCCUUUUUUAUCGGGCAGUCUGUUCGUAGUAACGUACAAGAGGUUAAAAAGGAAAGUGAUAGGAUAACACUAUCCUUGAAGCAAUCGUUAUGCUCUUCAACAGACGCAUCUUUUAUCCAGGAAUACUUUAUCUUGGAGGAAAAGAUUGCUAAGCUGCUUCACUCUGGUAACAAGUCUUCUAGUUUGAAAUGGGUGAAAGACUCCCCGAUUGGUAAUGUGAUUGAGGGCACGGUCCACGAAGUAAAAGAAUCUGGAGUUGUUAUCAGCUUUCCGAAAUAUAAUGACGUGUUCGGGUUUAUCACACAUCACCAAUGUGGUGGAUCAACCGUGGAUAUCGGUUCAACUGUUAAAGCCGCAGUUCUCGAUUUAGCAAAGAUGGAUCGUCUUGUAGAUCUGUCCCUAAAGGCAGAGUUUGUUAACAGAUACACAGAGAACACCGGUUCCAAAACUCCCAAAAAGAUGCGCAAAAGGUCAGCACACAAGGACUUGGAGGUGAACCAAAUCGUAGAUGCAGUGGUCGAAAUUGUGAAGGAGAAUUAUUUGGUUCUUUCGAUACCGGAUGCUAACUACGCACUGGGAUAUGCAUCUAUAUAUGAUUAUAACACUCAAGCAUUCCCACCGAAACAAUUUGUCAAUGGACAAAGGGUGAGUGCAUCUGUUAAGGCUCUUCCAGAUUCUUCAACCGCAGAUCGGUUACUGUUGUUGCUUGAGGCCGGAGACACUUCCAGUGCAAAGCGGGCAAAAAAGAAGUCUAGCUAUGAUGUCGGAACUUCCGUUCAAGCAGAGAUUACUGAAAUAAAACCGUUAGAGCUUAAAUUGAAAUUCGGUUCCGGCUUACAUGGGCGGAUACAUAUCACCGAGGCGAGCGAUGGUAAUGUUUCGGAGAACCCGUUUAGUAACUAUAAGAUCGGGCAGGCACUUACAGCAAAGAUCGUGUCUAAAUCUAAAGUCGAAAAAAGUAGUAAUAUUCGGUUCGAGCUGUCCAUCAAACCAUCUGUGCUUGCAGACAAAUCAGUCGCGUGUGCGUCACAAGAUUUCAGCUAUUCAGUUGGUCAAAACGUAACUGGGUUCGUAUACAAAGUUGAUAAGGAUUGGGCAUGGAUAACGAUAACUCGAGAUAUACGGGCCCAGCUAUAUAUUCUCGAUAGUGCAAGUGACCCCGUUGAGCUUCAAGAUUUUCAGAACCGGUAUCCCAUUGGAAAACGAGUAUCCGGAUAUAUUUUAACCACUUACAAAGAUAAACGAUUGUUGCGGGUAAUAUUACAUCCACUAGGUGGUCUGACAGAUGAUAGUGAAACUGUCACGUCUCAUGUCUCUGAAGGUGCGAUUAUCGGUGGCAGAAUAUCUAAAAUUCUGCCAGGUGUCAGUGGCUUGAUUGUGCAAAUCGAUCCACGUCUGUCCGGUAAAGUUCAUUUUACCGAAUUAACAGAUUCGUGGAUAUCGAACCCGUUGUCGGGGUAUCACGAAGGGCAGUUUGUCAAAUGCAAAGUACUCGGCAUCGGUCGUUCUGGAACGGGUUCGGUUCAUGUUGAUCUGUCUUUGCGCUCGUCUGGAAGUAAUCGAUACGAAAAGAUUGAAGAUCUUAAGUCUGAUAUGGUCAUAGAGGGUUAUGUUAAGAACGUAACGCCAAAGGGAUGUUUUAUUAUGCUUUCUAGGAAGCUUGAUGCGAAAAUCCUCAUUUCAAACUUGUCUGACGACUUUGUCUCGAACCUCGAAGAAGAGUUUCCUAUCGGGAAACUUGUAACUGGCAGGGUGCUCUCUUUGGAACCUCUAUCAAAGAGAAUUGAAGUUAGUCUUCGGAAAACAAGUGGUUCGAAAGAAACGAAAGGUGAUGGUGAUUUUAGCAGCCUCCAUGUUGGAGAUAUCGUAUCGGGAAGGGUGAAGCGUGUUGAGUCGUAUGGUUUGUUUAUCACUAUCGAUCAAUCUAAGUCGGUUGGAUUGUGCCAUGUGUCCGAGCUUCCCGAGGAUAAUGUUGACAACCUUGAAACGAAGUACAAAGUUCACGAGUGCGUUAAAGCUAAAGUUUUGAAGAUUGAUGAAGAAAGACGAAGAAUAUCUCUAGGGAUGAAGGCAUCGUAUUUCGAUACCGAUGUUGGAACCGGAACGCCUGCAAAUCAUGGUUCUGAUUCAAUCAACGAGAAUAAUUCCGAAUCAGAUGAGGAAACGCCUUUCGAGGUCCAGGAGCCAUUGAUUCUGCCCGGGAACGGGAAUCAUCCAAUGUUAGCGGAAGUGGAAUCAAGGGCUUCGGUCCUUCCGCUUGACGUUUCGUUGGAUGAAACCGAGGACUCCCCCAUGGAUGAUGUCGGUGCUCAAAGUCCCGAAGCUCUUGAUAAUGUAACGAAAACGAGUGAGAACAAAGUUAAACGCACCAAGAAGAAAGAGAUGGAAGAAAGGGAAAGAGAAAUUAGGGCUGCUGAGGAAAGACUAUUGCAGAAAGACAUACCGAGGACCGCCGAUGACUACGAAAAGUUGACCAGAAGCUCCCCAAAUAGCAGCUUUAUCUGGCUUAAGUACAUGGCGUUUUUACUCUCCUUGAACGAAGUUGACAAGGCUCGAUCAAUCGCCAAUAGGGCUCUGAACACAAUCAACAUGAUAGAAGAGUCGGAGAAGCUAAAUGUUUGGAUUGCUUACUUCAAUUUAGAAAAUGAAUUUGGAAACCCCCCAGAGGAGGCUGUUGUAAAAGUAUUUCAAAGAGCAUUGCAGGUGUGUGACCCUAAAAAAAUACAUUUUGCACUGCUAGGGAUGUACGAGAGGACCGAUCAAAAUAAAUUGGCAGACGAGCUUCUUGAAAAGAUGAUCAGAAAGUUUAAGCAUUCAUGCAAGGUCUGGUUAAGGCGGAUUCAGAGAGUAUUAAAGCAAAAUGAGGAUAUGGUUCAGUCAGUUGUGAAACGUGCUCUCAUAUGUCUUCCAAAACACAAACAUAUUAAGUUCAUCACACAAACAGCAAUAUCGGAGUUCAAGAGUGGAGUUCCGGAUAGAGGAAGGUCGUUGUUUGAAGGAAUGCUUCGUGAGUACCCGAAACGGACAGACUUAUGGAGCGUUUACCUGGACCAAGAGAUCCGGCUUGGUGAUGAGGCUGUGAUUCGUGCUCUAUUCGAGAGAACCAUAUGUCUAGAACUGCCACUCAAGAAAAUUAAGUUUUUGUUUAAAAAGUAUCUUGAAUUUGAAAAGUCGAAAGGAGAUGAAGAAAGAAUUGAAUAUGUAAAGGCAGAGGCGCUUAAAUAUCUUGAGAAAACCCGUUCUUAAACUUGUAAAGGCAGAGGCGCUUAACCCCCGCAAUCCUGAAAAAUCGGUCCAUUGAGUUGUAGUUGGGAGAAGCGUUGCCUUUGAAAUUUUGCAGUUAUACAGAGAGUGAUCAAAAGAUCUACGUAUGAAUUUUAGGAUUUUGAUGACGCGUAGAGUUAUUUAUGCAUUGUAUUUUUGCUUAAAUUUUGGUAAUGUUGUUGCCUAGCAUAUUUUGUUAACUCUGUCUGUCUUUUCUCAUUCAUUUUCUCCAUGUGCAAAA
Messenger RNA from Helianthus annuus (common sunflower), 6142 nucleotides. Its product is annotated as rRNA biogenesis protein RRP5. NCBI's taxonomy places the organism in Eukaryota, Viridiplantae, Streptophyta, Magnoliopsida, Asterales, Asteraceae. The record is from RefSeq and is a predicted model, not a curated record. Bases 247 to 5883 code for a protein of 1878 amino acids. Gene Ontology annotation, molecular function: protein binding; RNA binding. Gene Ontology annotation, cellular component: nucleus; nucleolus; small-subunit processome. The transcript is spliced from 36 exons. Gene Ontology annotation, biological process: rRNA processing.